Molecule: messenger RNA, 1623 nt
Organism: Rhododendron vialii
Lineage: Eukaryota; Viridiplantae; Streptophyta; Magnoliopsida; Ericales; Ericaceae
Product: protein STRICTOSIDINE SYNTHASE-LIKE 4-like
Exons: 6
Coding region: 331-1452 (373 amino acids)
Biological process (GO): biosynthetic process
Molecular function (GO): strictosidine synthase activity
Source: RefSeq, a predicted model, not a curated record
UUCUAUUAACGAACAUUCACAAAUUUGUAGUUUUGAUAUCAUUUUACUUUUUCCCUAGUCGUCACUUGCGUAGAUUUAUGCAAGUCAAGGAAUCCCUUUCAUCCUUGUUUUGAUGUUGGAAUUAUAUUAUUCCGGAUACAGUCCGAAAAGAAGCAACACUAAGACCUCUCAACCAGUACUUUUUUUUGGCAAGUAUUCAAACUUCAUCAAUAAUUUCUGAAAGCCACAUUUAGGACAAACUAUCAGACUUUGCUUAUUGCACCACAUAACUUCAGAGCCUUUAGUUACAACCUUAUCUUCCAAACCCAAGUUUCCGUCCCCACAAAACCAAUGGAUUCCAUAGCAGCAGUGACCUCCAGACCUCACUUAACGGCCUUUUCAAUCUUUAUUUUAAGUUGUUUUCUGGCAAUUAUACUUCAAGUCUUCUUCUUCUCACCCAUCACUCCGGAGCCACUUGAACUUCCUCCAGCCUCUUCCACUUCCCUUCUUCCCACAAACAGCCAAUUACAGAGAGUUAUAAAACUAGGAGAAGGGAUUUUGGAUAAGCCAGAAGACGUGUGUAUCGAUAAAAAUGGGACUCUCUACACAGCUACAAGAGAUGGUUGGAUUAAAAGGUUGCGUAGAAAUGGAUCGUGGGAGGAUUGGAGGAGGAUUGAAAGCGAUGCUUUACUUGGACUGACAAUAACAAAACAUGGCAGUCUCAUUGUUUGUGAUGCUGAGAAGGGUUUGCUUGAGUUUGGUGAAGAUGGAGUAAGUGUUCUUGCAUCUCAUGUCAACGACAACAAAAUAAGGUUUGCAGAUGAUGUGAUCGAAGCACCAGAUGGUAGCUUAUACUUCAGUAUCCCAAGCACCAAAUUUGGACUUCACGACUGGUACUUUGAUGUGCUUGAGGCAAAGCCUCACGGGCAGCUUCUCAAAUAUGAUCCCGCAUUGAAUGAGACAUCGAUAGUGCUCGAUGGCCUUUGUUUUGCAAAUGGUGUUGCGCUUUCUGUUGACCAAGAUUAUUUGGUUGUCUGCGAAACUUGGAAAUUUAGGUGCCUAAAGUAUUGGCUAAGUGGGGAAGGCAUAGGAAAAACAGAGAUUUUUGUGGACAACCUUCCAGGUGGACCUGAUAACAUCAAACUUGCACCCGAUGGAUCAUUUUGGAUUGCUCUGGUUCAGUUAACCUCUGGGGGGUUGGAAUAUGUUCACACUUCCAAGGCAUUGAAGCAUUUGGUUGCAACAUUUCCCAAAUUGUUAGAGCGAGUGAAAGGCAUGCAUACGAAAGCAACUGUAGUAAAUGUAGCUACCGACGGGAAGAUAAUCAGGAGUUUUGAUGAUCCCGAUGGAGACGUGAUGUCGUUUGUGACUUCGGCCCUGGAGUUUGAGGACCAUCUCUACUUGGGAAGUCUGAAUUCCAACUUUAUUGGGAAACUGCCACUGAAUGGUGCAAACUACUCUAGCCCCGAAUGAGAAGAGGAAGAACAAUACAAAGGAUGAAUGAAGGGAUUUGUAUAAAAUUAUUUCUUCUUUUUCCUAUAUAAUAUCUUGUGAUACGAGGAACAGUUGAAUCUGCACCAUAUUUUUCAUUCUUGAAUGGUCCGAAAGCACAUUCAUGGAACUCUAUCUUCUUUUUUUCCAAAA